Messenger RNA from Ceratosolen solmsi marchali, 785 nucleotides. Its product is annotated as pre-mRNA-splicing factor ISY1 homolog. Lineage: Eukaryota; Metazoa; Arthropoda; Insecta; Hymenoptera; Agaonidae. Gene Ontology annotation, biological process: generation of catalytic spliceosome for second transesterification step. Bases 32 to 751 code for a protein of 239 amino acids. The record is from RefSeq and is a predicted model, not a curated record. The transcript is spliced from 4 exons.
AUUGGAAUACAGUAAUUGUAAAUAAAUAAAAAUGGCGCGAAAUGCAGAAAAGGCUAUGACAACAUUAGCUCGGUGGCGAGCCGCACAUUGUAACGAUGGAAUAAAAAAGGAACAAGAAAGGAGACCUUACCUUGCGUCCGAGUGUAAAGACUUGAGGAAAGCUGAGAAAUGGCGAAUACAAAUAAUUAGAGAAAUAGCUAAAAAAGUUGCUCAAAUACAGAAUGCCGGUUUAGGUGAAUUUAGAAUUAGAGAUCUUAACGACGAAAUCAAUAAAUUACUUAGAGAGAAACGACAUUGGGAAGUACAAAUAAAAGAACUUGGUGGUCCAGAUUAUUCUCGUACAGGACCUCGUAUGUUAGAUCACGAAGGCAGAGAGGUGCCUGGAAAUAGAGGAUAUAAAUAUUUUGGAGCAGCAAAAGAUUUACCUGGUGUUAGAGAAUUGUUUGAACAAGAGCCUCCACCGCCACCUAGAAAAACACGUGCAGAAUUAAUGAAAGACAUCGAUGCGGAUUAUUAUGGUUAUAGAGACGAUGACGAUGGUAUAUUAUUUCCUCUAGAGCAGAAAGAUGAACAGGAAUAUAGAGAAAGACUAAUUGAAAAUUGGAAAAGCGAAAAGAAUAAUAAAGAAAACGAUGUUUCAGAGAAUAAUAAUGAAAUUCAGUCUUCUCAAAUGCAUAUUCCUAGUCAAACAGAAGUUCAGGAAGUUUUACUGUUGCGCAAAAAGCAAGAGCUUCUAGAUAAAUAUGUAUAAUUUGUAAUUAACAAGUAUAAAAAUAACAUAAUCA